ACAGCUGCCACAGAGGCAAACAGACACUUCAUUUAUACACACUGUACUCAACAAGUAACCAAGUUCACAACACCACACAACAUUUCUAAUAUCGUUUCCAAAUCUUCAACUAUCUUUCUCUGGCCUGUGUUCACCGGAAACCCCAUUUUCCUGGCUUUUCCGGCGAAUCCCAUGAUACCUAUACUUUAAUCCUUGUCCCUCACCCUCUCUCUGAUAUCACUCAAACAGAGAGAAAAAACAAUGUCUGUUUACGACGCGGCAUUCGUGAACACGGAGCUGUCAAAGCCGACCUCAAUCUUUGGGCUCCGACUCUGGGUCGUCAUCGGCAUAUUCGUGGGUUCUCUCAUCGUGAUCGCCCUCUUCCUCCUCUCCCUCUGCAUCACCUCACGCCGCCACCGCCACCCCAAACACGCGAAACCCAGCACCGCUGCGAACGUCACCACGCCUCCCAUUUCCAAAGAAAUCCAGGAAAUCGUGCCCCACCCUGCUCCGCCGGCAGAGAUCCAAAUCGAGAUCGGGAAGCUAGAGCACCGGGUGGUGGUGGUGUCAGAUCGGUACUCUAGCGGAGAGAGCAAGGGGACUUCUACGGUCGAAACGGGGUCGUUCGGGAGCGGGAGCAUGGUGGGUCCGGAGGUGUCUCACCUGGGGUGGGGAAGGUGGUACACUCUCAGAGAGCUGGAGGCCGCCACCGAUGGGUUGUGUGAGGAGAAUGUGAUCGGCGAAGGUGGCUACGGGAUUGUCUACCGUGGGGUCUUGCCUGAUGGCACUAAAGUCGCCGUAAAAAACCUCUUGAAUAACAAGGGUCAAGCUGAGAGGGAAUUUAAAGUGGAGGUGGAAGUAAUUGGACGGGUACGGCACAAGAAUCUUGUCAGGUUGCUUGGAUACUGUGUUGAGGGUGCAUACAGGAUGCUUGUGUAUGAGUAUGUUGACAAUGGAAAUCUGGAUCAAUGGCUUCAUGGUGAUGUUGGGGAUGUUAGCCCUCUAACAUGGGAUAUCCGCAUGAACAUCAUACUGGGAACAGCAAAAGGAUUGGCCUAUCUUCACGAAGGUCUUGAACCAAAGGUUGUCCAUCGAGAUGUGAAAUCUAGUAACAUACUAGUCGAUCGCCAAUGGAAUCCUAAGGUAUCUGAUUUUGGGCUUGCUAAGCUCCUGUGUUCUGAGAGGAGUUACGUGACAACUCGUGUGAUGGGAACAUUUGGGUAUGUUGCGCCUGAGUAUGCUUGCACUGGAAUGCUGAAUGAGAAAAGUGAUGUGUACAGCUUUGGAAUACUUAUCAUGGAGUUAAUUUCGGGGAGGAGCCCCGUUGAUUACAGUCGACCAAAAGGAGAGGUGAAUUUGGUAGAGUGGUUGAAAACCAUGGUUGGAAACCGGAAAUCUGAAGAAGUUGUUGAUCCCAAGCUGCCCGAGAUGCCUGCUUCAAAGGCACUUAAACGUGUUCUGCUGGUUGCUCUUCGAUGUGUUGAUCCUGAUGCAACAAAGCGGCCAAAAAUGGGACAUGUGAUUCACAUGCUUGAUGCCGAUGACUUACUAUUCCGUGAUGAACGCCGGACUGGGAGAGAUUCUUCCCGCUCACAUCAUGAUUAUCAACCAGAAGAAAAGUCUGUUUCAAAAUUAGGCGAUAGAGAAUUGGGUAAAGGGACCUCUGAUACAAGUGAAGGUGAUAGUGCUAGGAUACAUCAUCAGCCAACAAGAUGGAGAUGACACCAUUCAAGGGUUGUGACUAACGCUCAAGUUUAUCCUUAGUUUUUAAGCUUAUUUUUCUCUAGAUAUCGAUUCCCCACUUUUCUGAUUGUGCCUUUAAUUCCAAGAACAAUAAUAUGCAUAUAUAUUUGAUAUUUGGUUACAUUUUUUAUCCUGCCCUUUCUCAAAUCGGGAUUCAUUUGUAUAAUUCAAAGCAUUCAUUCAUCAUUCCUAUAGGAAUUUCGAUUCAUCGAUAUGUUCUCUGUAAUAGAAAAUGAUACGGUUGGCAUUA
Molecule: messenger RNA, 1972 nt
Organism: Juglans regia (Persian walnut)
Lineage: Eukaryota; Viridiplantae; Streptophyta; Magnoliopsida; Fagales; Juglandaceae
Product: probable serine/threonine-protein kinase At1g01540
Exons: 7
Coding region: 241-1701 (486 amino acids)
Biological process (GO): protein phosphorylation
Molecular function (GO): ATP binding; protein kinase activity
Source: RefSeq, a predicted model, not a curated record